UGGCUCUUCAGCCAUCCGCCGGACUAGCCUCAACAGAGGUGUAGCGGCCUUCAGGCCCGCUGUCCAUGCAGCGGCACCGGUUCAAGCCAUGCUCUUGACGCUGCAUACUAGACCUGUCUGCCAAGGAAGUCUAGCUACAUAAGGCUUCUUCAACAACCUUCGACCUGACCUGCGUCCAAUCGGAUUUAUCAGGACACGUCGCGCUUAGCAAAUGCGGCUUUCGCGGUCUGCUGCCUCGCCUAUCGAUCCCGCUCUACCGAACAGGGAAGGGCUCGGUCAUCAGACCUUGCAAUUGGGGAUCGCGAGCCUAGCGCACCAGAGUGCAUCGACGUGGGAGGCUGAGCUCGCGAUCGAGCGUCGUUUUGCGCAUGCUAGUGAGGACGAGGACGUAGCAUUGCCUUUCAGCGCUUCAAGUCCUUAUCUACCAACUAUCACGAGAUCGAAAGUCGAGUGCAGUUGCUGUGGUGCUGGCUGGCCGCAUUGCGCGCAUUCCGCAACGAUCUGCUCCAGACGAGCGCUUGGAGGAUUUUCAGCACAAUUUUCAGCAAGCUCGCCGUGGCGCGCGCUUUCAGAACCAGCAGCAAACAACAAAAAAAAAACAGCAAGCAAACAAGCAAACAAGCAAACAAACAAACCUACUAGCAAGCCGCCAGUCCAACUGGCUUUGUUGCUCGCAACAAAUUAGGCUCUGUACUCGUGUCUGUGCCCCACAAUUCACAUUCAAUCGAGAAUUUUGUCAAUCUUGAAUGCGAUCUCAUGCCGAUGCACAUUGAACUCGCUCCACUACGCAGCAUGCAGAUUGAGCUG
Ceraceosorus guamensis is the source of this 807-nucleotide messenger RNA. RefSeq lists its product as hypothetical. Lineage: Eukaryota; Fungi; Basidiomycota; Exobasidiomycetes; Ceraceosorales; Ceraceosoraceae. The transcript has a single exon. The record is from RefSeq and is a predicted model, not a curated record. Bases 212 to 685 code for a protein of 157 amino acids.